Quercus lobata is the source of this 960-nucleotide messenger RNA. Its product is annotated as disease resistance protein RPP2B-like. Gene Ontology annotation, biological process: signal transduction. NCBI's taxonomy places the organism in Eukaryota, Viridiplantae, Streptophyta, Magnoliopsida, Fagales, Fagaceae. The transcript is spliced from 2 exons. The record is from RefSeq and is a predicted model, not a curated record. Bases 1 to 960 code for a protein of 319 amino acids.
AUGGCUUCAAGUUCAUCAUCUUUCCCAAGUUCUUCUAUUUCUUCUACCAGCAAAAGGACGUAUGAUGUUUUCCUGAGUUUCAGUGGUGAGGACACUCGCAAUACUGCUACGGACUUUAUAUAUUAUGCAUUAGUAGAGAAGGGCAUUAACACUUUUAAGGACGAUCAAAAACUUGAGAAAGGAAAAACUAUUAAACCAGAACUCCUCAGAGCGAUCAAAGAAUCCAAAUUUGCCAUAGUCAUUCUCUCAGAAAAUUAUGCAUUUUCCACUUGGUGCUUAGAUGAACUUGUAGAGAUCAUUGACUGCGAGACAAAAAAGGAAAUAACAGUUUUCCCUAUUUUUUACAAUGUGGAUCCAUCUGAUGUGCGAAAACAAAUAGGAACUUUUUCACUUGUUAAACAUGAAAAACAUUUCAAGGAGAAGGUGGAAACAUGGAAAGCUACUUUGAGUCAUGUGGCCGAUCUUGCCGGAUAUCAUGUAAAGAAUAGCAUUUUGACUGCACAAGCAGAACAACUGGCCUCUCGUUGUUAUUCAUCUGUGGGACCCACUAUAAUAAAAAAAGUGAAGAUACAAUUGCCUGGGUCUGGGUCAGGGUCAGGGUGUGAUGAGUGGUGGGGAAUUGUUUUGUGCAUUGUUUUUAAACCCACCGAGGAGCGUAAUCAUGAUUACCAACUGGACUAUCUCUUUGAAGUGGAUGAAUGCCUAAUGACUUAUUACGCAUUUGGACUUGGAGACCCUACUUUUUUUAUUAAAAUUACGGCAGAAUAUGGAGGGGAAUGGUCUCGUACAUAUUAUACGUCAGAAUAUGUUAAAGUGGAAUCGCAUCAUCUUUGGCUGCAUAGUCUGUCCAAGGAAUGUUUACUUCCAACAGAGAUUGAUAAUAAGCGAUUCCAUGAAGUUGAGCUUGAAAUAGAGACCGGGCGCAUGGAGGUGGAGAAAAUUGGGCUUCGUGUGGUAUAA